UAAUAUCAGGGCCCUUCGGCAAUCAUGAAUAGUUAUUUUUGUGGACAACCGGCUAGGAAAUUAUUCGGGGAGGAAAUCAACAUGCGCGUGCAAACAUCUGCCAUCUGACUGACACACGUUUGCCGCUUUGUUUUAAACCUUUAGUUGGCUUUUCUGUGCUUGGGUUUGGGAAAUGGGAACUGGAGGAAAGGACAAAGAUAGUGAAUCGGCCCAACUCGUGGGUGGCCAAGACGUCGAAUCGGGUCAAGAGGAAGAUUCGGGCGAAAAGAGUAAAGAGACGAAGGGUUGUGGAGCGAAGUGUUUCGCUUGUUUUCGUUGUUGCUUUGGGUUCAUCCUAUUUCCAUUUGUCUUUCUCCUCACACUUAUUGCUUGUCUUGUGUGGCUCAUACUGCUUCCAGCCAAGUGCUGUUCUCCCUGUUGCGCUCCACUGUUUGACUGGAUCGUUCAACUGUUGAUGUUACCGGUUCGUUUUUAUCGCUGGGUAUUGGGGAAAGAACAAGGCGAAGAAUAAGAUGAUAUUGAAGAAGCUCUAUUAAAUUUAACACCUUCUGUUUACAAUGACUCGCACAGCUUCCAGGUGCUGGCUGUCUUCGAACAAUAAAUAUAUUUUAAACUUUAAAAUGGCUUUUAUAACUAGAUCAUUAUUCCGCAAGAUUAGUAAAUGAGACUGACGUUUGAAAAUUCGGUAGCUAUUCUAAUAUUGUGA
Molecule: messenger RNA, 706 nt
Organism: Orbicella faveolata
Lineage: Eukaryota; Metazoa; Cnidaria; Anthozoa; Scleractinia; Merulinidae
Source: RefSeq, a predicted model, not a curated record